GAAAUCGCCAAGUUGGUACGUUUGUAAACAGUUCGGAAUCGUAUCAUCUAAAGUCAUCAGCAAGGUCAAAUCCAAGGCUGUCUUCCACACUACCUCCCCGCAUUCGCAUACCCAAGAGAGCGGUUCAUCACCCCACCCCACCCCAACCGUCUUGCCACACAAGAUGGGCGCCAAAUCUCAGAUCAUCCGGGACGCACGACUUCGUUUCUCAGUCGAAGCAAACGAAGUCAAGCGGAGAGCUUUGCUCUAUAUCGCGAGGAAUGCGACGUUGGAGAGCCAAGUGAGGCAUCGGGCACAGCUGCAAUUGCACAACAUGGACGGCAACACCCGGCCAGGGAGGGUUUCCAACCGAUGUAUGGAAACGGGCAGAGGGAGAGGAAUCAUGAGCCAAUUCGGUCUCUGUCGAUAUCAAUUCCGUCUGAAAGCGUUGAACGGAGAGCUCAGUGGUGUCUCGAAGUCGAGUUGGUGAACAGGCAGGCCAUUCCUUCUUUGUAUAACCACCCUUUCCAUGCGGGAGACGAUGCGUGAUGUAAUAGUUGGACCGCCAUUUUCCACUCAUCGGCAAUUCACGAGCAGGCGACAUGUCGGUACAGAGACUGCGAGUCGACAAAACAGCCGUAGCGGUUUCCGACCCCAGGGCUGUAAUCUACCGUUCACCAUGGCAUGCAUCCCUUGGAAACAAAUUCAGAUUUAUGCGUUAUGACGCGCCUUUUGUACACACGAGCGAGCUUUGAAUUCGCAUUCACGCAAGUUACUACUACGUUACUACUUGUACUUGUAUCCUUGGUGGAAUGGUCGAUGAUUGAUGUCAAGCC
Messenger RNA from Filobasidium floriforme, 815 nucleotides. RefSeq names its product mitochondrial 37S ribosomal protein MRP2. The transcript is spliced from 3 exons. Gene Ontology annotation, cellular component: mitochondrial small ribosomal subunit; ribosome. The record is from RefSeq and is a predicted model, not a curated record. Lineage: Eukaryota; Fungi; Basidiomycota; Tremellomycetes; Filobasidiales; Filobasidiaceae. Gene Ontology annotation, molecular function: structural constituent of ribosome. Gene Ontology annotation, biological process: translation. The coding region runs from base 164 to 469 and encodes 101 amino acids.